AAAAUCUCAGAGCACAAAAAUGGAAACUCGACAGACGACACGGCACUACACCUCACACUAAUAAUUAAUUAUUACACACUGCCACCAAAGAAAAAUCAAAAAUCAAAAAUCAAAAAUCAAAACCUUGUCUUUUUCUUUGUUUUUCUCCUUUUUCGCUUCUCAACCAUUUCUUCUUCAAUGGAAACUCGAGAUCAACUAUCUAAACCACCACAAAAUUCAGAUCCACAAAAACCCAACAACCCCAACCCUAACCCCACUGUAUCACCUUCAUCUUCUUCUUCUUCUUCUUCAAUGUUCAACAACAUUCGAGGUGGAGCCCACCAUCGGAGGGCACAUUCAGAGAUGAGUUUUAGAUUACCAGAAGACAUGACAUUGAUGAUGACGGAUCUCCAUCCCUCAGAUCAAAUCAAUGGCGGUAAUGGUAAUGGUAAUGGUGGGUCUUCAACAGGAAGCUUAGAAGAGAUCGGAUCAGAGGAUGAUUUGUUCUCUACCUACAUCGAUGUUGAUAAGCUAACUGGAGGCAAUAAUGGGAAUGGAACUGGAGUGGGAAAUCAUAAUGACAAUGAUAAUACCUUAAAUGGAGAGAAAGGUGGGGUUUCGAGUGCGGGUCCCGGUACUUCUAGGCCUAAGCAUAGGCAUAGUUAUUCGGUGGAUGGGAGUGUCUUUGGUGGGGGAGAGGUGAUGGAGGCUAAGAAAGCAAUGCCGCCUGAUAAGUUAGCCGAGCUUUGGUCUAUUGAUCCUAAAAGAGCUAAAAGGAUACUUGCAAAUAGGCAGUCUGCUGCUCGCUCUAAAGAGAGGAAGGCCCGAUACAUACUAGAACUUGAGCGCAAAGUUCAAACCCUCCAAACAGAAGCAACCACUCUUUCUGCACAACUAUCUCUAUUUCAGAGGGACACUACUGGUCUAAGCACAGAAAACACUGAGCUUAAGCUUCGGUUACAAGCUAUGGAGCAACAGGCCCAAUUGCGUGAUGCUCUGAAUGAAGCACUAAAGAAGGAAGUAGAGAGGCUCAAGAUUGCCACUGGGGAAAUGUUAAGCCCUUCCGAUUCAUACAACUUGGGAAUGCACCAAAUGCCCUUCACCCCGUCCAACUUUUUCCCACUUCCUUUGCAACCAGGAACUGCUGGUCACCCAAACAUGCAAUUACCUUCAUUUACUCAUUCUUCAUCUAGUAUGUCCACCCGUCAUAUACAUCAGGUUGAUUCUCAGAGUCUCUCAGACUAUAUACAGAAUGACCCUAUCAGACAGUUGCAGGGGCUUGAUAUCAGCAACAAAGGAUCAAAUAUUGUAAAGUCAGAAGGUCCCUCGCUUUCUGCAAGUGAAAAUAGCUCCACAUUUUGAGGCAAACUGGCUGCUGACUAGCUGACUUUUCCAUGGUGUGCCUGUGUGCUAGAUUGUUUAUAGACUGACAUCCAGUCACUUAGAGAAGGUUUCUAUUAUGAUUUCAUUAUUCAUUCCAUCCAUGCUGUGGGGUCAAUUCCUAAUUAUUUAUUCAUAGGGUUCUCCAGAAAGGGAAGCACCCUGGUUUUGAUGCAAUUUGUAAGGGUUCUUUGUUUAACAUGGGAUUUUGUGGUGAUAUAGAACUUAAUGGAAUGUAAGGUCAUUCCUAUAGGAUGUCAAGAUAUCAUGGGAUAUUAUGCUGUUGUUGUCCGAUUCUUUG
This is a messenger RNA of Populus euphratica (Euphrates poplar), 1660 nucleotides long. RefSeq names its product transcription factor RF2b-like. Lineage: Eukaryota; Viridiplantae; Streptophyta; Magnoliopsida; Malpighiales; Salicaceae. Gene Ontology annotation, molecular function: DNA-binding transcription factor activity. Gene Ontology annotation, cellular component: nucleus. The transcript is spliced from 4 exons. The coding region runs from base 178 to 1341 and encodes 387 amino acids. Gene Ontology annotation, biological process: regulation of DNA-templated transcription. The record is from RefSeq and is a predicted model, not a curated record.